Molecule: messenger RNA, 1581 nt
Organism: Betta splendens (Siamese fighting fish)
Lineage: Eukaryota; Metazoa; Chordata; Actinopteri; Anabantiformes; Osphronemidae
Gene: clec11a
Product: C-type lectin domain containing 11A
Exons: 5
Coding region: 199-996 (265 amino acids)
Source: RefSeq, a predicted model, not a curated record
CAGAGAGAGAGACAGAGAGAGAGACAGAGAGAGAGAGAGACAGAGAGAGAGACAGAGAGAGAGACAGAGACAGAGAGAGAGAAAGAGAGAGAGAGAGAGAGAGAGAGAGCGCUCGGCAGGAGGAGGGAGAGCGCCGCGGAGGAGCAGAGGGAGUUCCUGCCGCCGAAGGAGAAGCUGCUGCGCUACUGGGAAGCAGACAUGGGACCGGCCGCCACCCUGCUCGCUCUGUUCUGUGCCUGUGUUCCUGCAGGGACGGCUGGAGCUGCACCCACACAGGCAUCGCUGUACGAGGUGAAGCAGGCAAGAGGGGACGUUCCUGAUGUUCUGCCGGAGCCUGAACCCGAGCCCACCAGCCCAGUGUCCGACUUUGAGAACUCGUACAACUACAUCUUGUCCAGACUAGCUAACAUGGACCAGGCCAUCCACAAGCUCAACGUUGGUCAUUACACCCUGGAUGUGAAACUGAACCAGCUGGUCGACCGUCUGUCCAGGAUGGACGCAAAGGUCGGAGAGCUGGAGGACAACAUCCAGGAGGUUUACCAGCACAGCAAGGACAACCGCAAGGAGACGGGCAGACUGGAAGGUUGCCAGAAGGGCCUGAGGGUUGGAUACAAGUGCUAUCUGGUGUACAACACCUACGAGGACUACGCCGGAGCGUCCAGGAAGUGCCUGGAGCGCGGCGGGCGGAUGGCGAUGCCGCGCGAUCGCAAGGAGCAGGAGGCGCUGGCCGACUACGUCAAGGCCUUCUUCCACCCGGGGAACUGGCCCGUGUGGCUGGGCAUCAACGACCUCAGGUCGGAGGGCGCGUACCUGUUCGAUGACGGCACGCGCGUCUCCUACUUCCAGUGGCGCAAGCACUUCCUGUCGAGCCAGCCGGACGGCGGGAGGCGGGAGAACUGCGUGGCCAUGUCAUCGGACGACGGCGACUGGUGGGACCACUACUGCGACCGCGCCAUGAACUUCCUCUGUGAAUUUGACGACAGGGUGGCGCUCUAAAAGCAACACGGCGGUGGAGCGCGACCUUCAGGGUCAAAUGAGCAACCAUAAUCUUUUCACUUUCAAAAUAAGAUUCACAGAAGCGCACACGUCCGAGUAUUAUGAGCAGAGGAUGCAACGGCAGUGAUUCAUGCUUGGAAUUAGAAAUGUUUGCUAAACAGUUCCAAAGAAGGGAAAACAUGAGAAGCUGGAGGCAUUUCCUUCACAUAAGCACAUUCUGAACAUUCUGAGGACCAGAGUCUGUUAGAGUCAGACGUUCGCAGGGUGGGACUGUCCAACUAAUCAUUCAUUCAUUUUCCCAGAGACGCAGGAUUGAACGUACUGUAAACGCUGCCGAGUGAAAGAGAAGAAAAGAUCCUGGCGCUGUUUAAAGUAUUGUGUUGAAGUCAGUCACCGUCCUUUGUGCGCCUGCAGGGACAGCGUGUGUUCGCUGUUCUAUUUAUACCUGUUAAUAUGAACUGGUUUGUAAUAUAUCACACUAUCGCUUCACUUCCUGUCGACUAGAGCUGAUGAGUACAGGCCGACGGUCAGGAGGUGUUUGAUGUGUAAUGAGCCGUGACGAGGAAUAAAAUGAAACUAAACCAA